ACCGAGUCCGGGCGCCGAAGCUAUGGGCAGCAGGGAGGUGCUGGGUCAGGCUGCCCGCCUGGCCUCCUCCGGUCUGCUCCUGCAGGUGUUGUUUCGCGUGAUCACCUUUGUCUUGAAUGCGUUUGUCCUUCGCUUCCUGUCAAAGGAAAUCGUUGGCAUAGUGAACGUAAGGCUAACACUGCUUUACUCGACCACCAUCUUCCUGGCCAGAGAGGCCUUCCGUAGAGCAUGUCUGAGCGGGGGCCCCCAGCGAGACUGGGGCCAAACCUUUAACCUCUUGUGGCUAACUGUUCCCCUGGGUGUGUUUUGGUCCUUGUUCCUGGGCUGGGUGUGGUUACGGUUGCUUGAAGUGCCCGAUCCUAAUGUCGUCUCCCACUAUGGAACUGGAGUGGUGGUGUUUGGCCUUUCGGCUGUGGUAGAGCUUCUGGGAGAGCCCUUCUGGGUCUUGGCACAAGCACAGAUGUUUGUCAGACUCAAGGUGAUUGCUGAGAGCCUGUCCGUCAUCCUCAAGAGUGUCCUGACAGCUUUUCUCGUGCUAUGGUUGCCUCACUGGGGGCUGUACAUUUUCUCUUUGGCCCAGCUUUUAUAUACUACGGUUCUGGUGCUCUGCUAUGUUAUUUAUUUCACAAAGUUAUUGGGCUCUGCAGAAUCAAACAAGCAACAGAGUCUUCCCAUCUUCAGAAUGACAGAUCUGUUACCCAGUGUUACAAGAAGUAGAGCUUUUGUAAAUUGGAAUGAGGCUAAAUUGACUUGGAGUUUUUUCAAACAGUCUUUCUUGAAGCAGAUUUUGACAGAAGGCGAGCGAUACGUAAUGACGUUUUUGAACGUGUUAAAUUUUGGUGAUCAGGGUGUAUAUGACAUAGUGAAUAAUCUUGGCUCUCUAGUGGCCAGGUUAAUUUUCCAGCCAAUAGAGGAGAGUUUUUACAUCUUCUUUGCUAAGGUGCUGGAGAGAGGAAAGGAUGCCACACUUCAGAAGCAGGAGGAUGUUGCUGUGGCCGCCACGGUUUUGGAGUCGCUGCUCAAGCUGGCCCUGCUGACCGGCCUGACCAUCACCAUUUUUGGCUUUGCCUAUUCUCAGCUGGCUUUGGAUAUCUAUGGAGGGGCCAUGCUUAGCUCUGGAUCAGGUCCUAUUUUGCUGCGUUCCUACUGUCUCUAUGUCCUCCUGCUUGCCAUCAACGGAGUGACCGAGUGUUUCACAUUUGCUGCCAUGAGCAAAGAGGAGGUCGACAGGUACAAUUUCACAAUGCUGGCCCUCUCGUCUUCAUUCCUGGGGUUAUCCUACCUCCUGACCCGAUGGUGCGGCAGCGUGGGCUUCAUCUUGGCCAACUGCUUUAACAUGGGCGUUCGCAUCACACAGAGCCUUUGGUUCAUCCACCGCUACUAUGGAAGGAGCCCCCAUAGGCCUCUGGCGGGCCUGUACCUGUCACCCGCCCUCCUCGGGGCAUUUGCCCUCAGCGGUGGGAUUACCAGUGUUUCUGAGGUGUUCCUCUGCUGUGAGCAGGGCUGGCCAGCCAGGCUGGCACACAUUGCUGUGGGGGCCUUCUGUCUGGGAGUGACACUUGGGACGGCGUUCCUCACAGAGACCAAGCUGAUAAACUUCGUGAGGACUCAGUUCAGUGGGUCCAGACUGGCCGACAAAACCUCGUGACCUCAGAGGCAUGGACACCUGUGGCACCUGGAUCAGCUGUGGGGCGGUUUUGUGGGCAGAAUGCAUUAGCCGUGCAGGAGAGCCCUGCUGCGGGGUCUGCAGUGGGGGAGGACUGACCGCAGCGGGGGAGAACCGACCCCGGUGGGCAAGACGUCGGAGAGAAGCCCCAGCCUGAAUGCCAUCCGUUUGAAGCCUCAAACAGGAAGGAGGAGUUCCAGUUCUAAGAAGUUCUAAGGAGUUCCAGUUCUGGUCUAAGAAGACCAGAGACUCUUUAAAAAUAGAUACAUUAUUUUUGUCACCA
Neogale vison (American mink) is the source of this 1949-nucleotide messenger RNA. RefSeq names its product RFT1 homolog (gene RFT1). Bases 23 to 1648 code for a protein of 541 amino acids. The transcript has 13 exons. Gene Ontology annotation, biological process: dolichol-linked oligosaccharide biosynthetic process; glycolipid translocation. Gene Ontology annotation, cellular component: endoplasmic reticulum membrane. The record is from RefSeq and is a predicted model, not a curated record. NCBI's taxonomy places the organism in Eukaryota, Metazoa, Chordata, Mammalia, Carnivora, Mustelidae.